Neofelis nebulosa (Clouded leopard) is the source of this 1506-nucleotide messenger RNA. Its product is annotated as heat shock-related 70 kDa protein 2-like. Gene Ontology annotation, molecular function: ATP hydrolysis activity; heat shock protein binding; misfolded protein binding. The record is from RefSeq and is a predicted model, not a curated record. Gene Ontology annotation, cellular component: cytoplasm; cytosol; plasma membrane. NCBI's taxonomy places the organism in Eukaryota, Metazoa, Chordata, Mammalia, Carnivora, Felidae. Gene Ontology annotation, biological process: cellular response to unfolded protein; vesicle-mediated transport; protein refolding.
AUGAGAAACCCGAAUGGCAAAGAACUGGAACAAACGGAGAAGCAUGAGAUGCCCGGGGAAGAGACGCCGAGCCAGGCUGAGCGAACAGAGGGAGCGCUCGCACGGAGACUGGAGGAUCGGCGCCCCGCGGCCUCGGCGCAGGCGCAGACUCACUCGGGGCGGGGCCGGGGCGGGGCCGGGUUCGAGGUCCGGAGCGAGGCAAGUCAACUGGACGUGUACAAAGUCAAGCGAAUUGUACAAGGUCGGUCCUCUCAGAUGUGCUGGAGGCGCCCGCCGGCCUGCAGCAACGGGACAGCUGUCCCUCCUGCUGCUCUUUUCCUGCCUUCGGCCCCGCGUGUAACCUACCAGCCUUCCUUGGGGGCUCCGCCCCGUGAUCUGCACAUGCGAGGCAUUCGACAAAUGCCGAACCUGCCAAUGGGUAUUGAACUGGGUUCCACUUAUUCACGUGUAGGGGUCUUCCAGCACAGAAAAGUAGAGAUCAUUGCCAAUGACCAAGGCACACGUACCAGUCCAAAUGAUGUGGCUUUCACAGAUGAUCACCUCAUCAAUGAGGUUGCUAAGAGCCAAGAGAUGAUGAACUUCGCUACCGUCUUUGAUGCCAGUAGGCUGAUUGGUCGUAAGUUUGGUGAUGCCAGAGUUCAGUCUCUGAAGCACUGGCCUUUGCAAAUGAUUUGUGAAAAGGGAAAACCCAAAGUAAUUGUAGAAUAUAAAGGAAAAAAUGUUUUUUCCCCAGAGGAGAUCUCUUCCGUGGUUCUAAGCAAGAUGAAAGAGUUUGCUGCAGCCUCCUUGGGUGGAAAAAAGCCAGAAAAUACAGUAAUUACUGUUCUAACCUACUUAAAUGAUUUACAGUGUCAGGCCACAAAGAAUGCAUGGACCAUCCCAGAUCUUAAUAUCCUGGAAAUCGUUAAUGAGUCUAUUGCAGCAGCCAUAGUUUAUGGCCUGGAUUUAAAAACAACAACAACAAAUGAAGCUUUAAAAGAGAGAAACAUGCCGAUCUUUGACUUAGGUAGUGGCACCUUUGGUGUAUCUAUCCUAAACAUCCAGGAUGACAUCUUUGAAGGAAAAUCCACAGCUGGUAACACCCACCUGGAUGGGGAACUUUUUGAUAGUUGUAUGGUGAGCUACCUGAUGGAAGAGGCCAAAUGCAAGCACAGGAAGGACGUAACCUACCACAAGCAGGCAGUACGCUGCCUCCAGACUGCCUGUGAGAAGGCACAAUGUAUCUUGGGUUUCUUUGCUCCUGCCAGGAUUGAAAUUGAUUUAUUCUAUACGGACAUGGGUUUCUACACUUCUGUUUCCUGAGCCCAGCUGAGUGCUGAUGUCUUCUGUGGUGCCCUAAAGCUAGUAGAGGACUCUCUGAAGGAUGCCAAACUCGACAAGAGCCACGUUAAUGAAACUGAGAUAGGCAGUGAUUCAUUCCACUUGUACCCCAAAGUUUCAGAAAUUGCUUCCAAAUUCUUGAGUGGAGAGGAGCUCAACAAAAUCAUCAGCCCUCAUGAGGAGUAG